AUGUCUGCAGAAACAAUCAACUCUCUUCUGAGCUUCCAGCCAGAUGCUCCGGAGCUUCAACGGAAGCGCGAAUACGACAGGGAAGCCCGCGAGUUUGUCAAACAUAUCAAUGGGUCGACUCCGGUGACCUUUCUCAAGGGUGCAGACUCGCCUCAAGAUCCCUUGAACGUGCUUGACCCUACGACCAACGCGAUAGCAUACGCUUAUACACUCCGCCACCGCAUCGAAGCGGCCAUCAAGCAGACCCCAGACCAGGUCCGACCCGGAGGCUCAUUAUGGAAUAAACUGGUGUUGUUUUUGGAGUCCUUUGAUCCAAUUCAGAUGCGGUACGCCGGAGAGCAGUGGAGGAAGCUGGUGGACUACGUCGAGGUGGCUGCGCGAAACGAAGGGGCGCCUGCUCUUGCCAUCGCUCCAAUUCGCUCGGCAAUGUUCCGCCUCGACCCCACAACGGGCACUUUUACCUCGACGCACCUUCGCUUCAUCCAGCUAUGCAUGGAGACUAGGUCCUACAAGGCUGCCCUGCCCGUUCUCAAUAACUACAUACACAGCCUUCCUGCGGCCAUCGCGAAGGAAACAUUGGACGAUCUGGAAUACUCUGUAGUGGCUGCAGACAGCGUCGCAAGUGGAGAGUACAUCAACUUGAAGUCAGGUCACACAGCUAAGAUCAGCUUAACGGAUCUACAAGAGUACUAUGUACUAGGAGCCAUGGCAUAUCUUGGAGAGAGGCAGGUUAAGGAUGCUCUACACUUUUUGGAGCAUGUGCUGGUGACGCCUGCGAACAAUGCGCUGAAUGGGUUGAUGCUCGAAGCAUACAAGAAAUGGGUGUUGAUCAGCUGUUUGGCGGACAAAUCAUAUAAAACACCUCCGCGGACCAUGAGCAGUGCCGCGGUGAAGCACUGCAAGAACGCUGCCAAAGCGUAUGAGGCGCUUGCGGAAGCUUUCCAGCAGCUCAACAAUUUACCUAAACUCAAAGCACAAGUCAAUGCAGGCAGCGAGAUCUGGGCCGAGGAUGGGAACACCGGCCUAGUGGAGGAGCUCUUGGAACACCAGAAUCGAGCCUAUCUCUCGCGCCUAUCGCGCACCUUCUCGGCCAUUCCAGUCUCUAACAUUGCGAGCAACGUGGGCAGCAGCGUGGAUCAAGUGACGACGUUUGUGGGCUCGCUAAUCCAACAAGGCCUUCUAAACGCCCGUCUUGAAGCAAACGACAAGUCGGGAGCAGGCGCCGUGUUGCGUUUCUACCUCGACCCCACCCAGGGACCCCUUGCCAAGACGGAGAAGCAGCAGCAGCAGGCACUGUUCGAGCAGACGCAGCGGACAGACGCGCUGGCUGAGCAGGUGAAGGAUGCGGACUACCGUCUGAGCAUCACCAAGGAGUACGUGGAGUAUGUCAAGCGCCAGAAGAAGAAGAACGGGGCAGGUGGAGGCGGAGGAGCGGACGCUAUGGACAUGACGUUUGACGAUGGCGACAUGGAUGAGGACAUAAUGGGUGACAUGCGCUGA
Messenger RNA from Didymosphaeria variabile, 1500 nucleotides. RefSeq lists its product as uncharacterized. The transcript has 5 exons. The record is from RefSeq and is a predicted model, not a curated record. Gene Ontology annotation, cellular component: COP9 signalosome. Lineage: Eukaryota; Fungi; Ascomycota; Dothideomycetes; Pleosporales; Didymosphaeriaceae. Bases 1 to 1500 code for a protein of 499 amino acids. Gene Ontology annotation, biological process: ubiquitin-dependent protein catabolic process.